UGUUAAAACGGCUUGCCAUAUUACAAAGAAGCCUGUCUCUUUAAGGAUUUGCAGGGUUUCCGGUGACGCGAUUCAGUUCAAGGUUUUUACUGUGUGAUUAGUUGCACUAUGGACUUUCCGCAGACCCUGUGAUGAAAUGUGUACGCGUUGCCAAACUUGACAUUUCAAAUAAAUAAUAAGCCAAAACAAUGAUUUGCAUACUCUUAGUUGCAGGGCACGGCACGAUUUUAGAGACACAGAUCAAGAGUGAUGUUACAGGUCUGUAUGCUCAUCUGACCGGUGUGCCCAAAGCUCUGUUACCUGGAGUGGGGGGAAAGAAAAUAUUGGAUUUCUGGUGGGAAACAGUCAACACGCGCCAGCUCUUCAGUGAAGUCUAUCUGGUUACAAAUGCUGAUAAAUACAAGCACUAUGAACGGUGGGCAACAGCAAAUGACUUUCCAGUGGAGAAUGUUGUGAAUGAUGGCAGCACAACUUUGGAUGACAGACUUGGGGCUGUCGCAGAUCUUGAGUUGGCCAUCCGAAGCCGACAGCUACAAGAUGACAUCAUGGUGAUUGCAGGAGACAUGCUUUGUGCUGAUCAGAACUUUGAUAUUGCACAAGUCAUUCGCUUUUUCAAAUCUAAGCCUGGAGAACUUGCUAUAUAUUAUGAGCUGGAGUCGGGAGAGAAGAGCUACACCAGAGGAAUUGUUGAAGUGUGUCCAAACACCCAUCGGGUCAUGCGAUUCCUUGAGAAGCCUCAAGAGGGCAUCACUGCUUCUCGUCUGGCCAGUGUGGUUUUCUACUGCCUGCGCAAAGAGUCCUUACCGUACAUCUCUGAAUUCCUCAUUCAACACCCAGAUGUUAAUGAUAGAACUUUUGGCAAGUUUUGGGAAUGGCUUAUAAAUGAGGAGAAAGUUCCUGUUUAUGGGAUGAAGUUACCAACUGGAUUUCAACUAAUUGGACAAGUGGGUCUGUCUGAUUACACAAAAUGGCUCGCACACUAUUCUUCAAAGCAGCAGUUGUCCCCGUCUAAACCUAUCACAUGCCGCUCAUAUGCCAGGGUUGGACUCAUGGGGAACCCCUCUGAUGGUUUCAAUGGGAAAACCAUUGCUAUGAGCAUCGCUAACUUCUGGGCUGAGGUCACGCUCAUGGAGAGCCAGACUCUGGUCCUUCUACCUCAUCCUCUGAAUGAUCCCACAGAAUUCGGAAGCUUGCAGGAUCUUUUUCAGAUCAGCCGGAAAGAAGGGUAUUUGGGAGGUCUGAGACUUCUACAAGCCACCUGUAAAAAGUUUUACCAGUUCUGCUCUGAACAAGGCAUUGCCCUGUCCAAGCAGAAUUUUACUCUCAAGUAUGACACAAACAUUCCUCGGCAAGUGGGUUUAGCUGGCAGUAGUGCGAUUGUGUCUGCCACCUUGAAGUGCCUGAUGAAGUUCUACAACAUCACAGACAACGAUCUUCCUAAACCAAUCAGAGCCAACUUCAUCCUCAAUGUAGAGACUGAUGAGCUGUUCAUCACAGCUGGUCUACAGGAUAGAGUUGUGCAGGUCUAUGAAGGCUUGGUUUACAUGGACUUCAACAAACAGCUGAUAGAUGAGAGGGGUUAUGGAGAGUACAUUCCCUUGGACAUGAGCGAUCUUCCCUUGUUCUGGCUAGCCUAUUUGGGCGAUCCAAGUGAUUCUGGACGGAUUCACAGUAAUGUUAGACAGUGCUGGUUGAACGGUGAUUCUGCUGUUGUUGAAGCUAUGAAAUCAUUUGCUGAACUCACAGAUCAAGCCAGGGCUGCCUUUCAGUGUAAAGACUGGCCCAGACUUGCACAGCUCAUGGAUGAAAACUUUGAGCUACGGCGGUCGGUGUAUACUGACGACUGUUUGGGCCCUGGAAAUCUCAAAAUGGUACAGCUUGCGAGAGUGUUUGGAUCUGCAGUCAAAUUGCCUGGCAGUGGUGGUGCUGUGGUUGGAUUGUGUAUGGACCCUGAGCGGCUGGUGGAGAUGAAGAGGGCUUUCCAAGAGGCAGGAUGUGUGUUUUGUCUUAUUGUGCCUUAUGACCCAUCAGUGCAGAGUCAAAGCUAAUCACUCAGUGAAAAGGUUUAAUUGUUUGUUUGCAAAAAAAGCUGUUUGCUUAUAAAGACUCCGCUAGAGGUACAUUCCUUAAAGAGAUAGUUCACCCAAAAAUAA
Sinocyclocheilus rhinocerous is the source of this 2153-nucleotide messenger RNA. Its product is annotated as glucuronokinase 1-like. Gene Ontology annotation, biological process: biosynthetic process. The record is from RefSeq and is a predicted model, not a curated record. The transcript has 23 exons. NCBI's taxonomy places the organism in Eukaryota, Metazoa, Chordata, Actinopteri, Cypriniformes, Cyprinidae. Gene Ontology annotation, molecular function: ATP binding; glucuronokinase activity. Bases 189 to 2048 code for a protein of 619 amino acids.